Messenger RNA from Styela clava, 1938 nucleotides. RefSeq lists its product as uncharacterized. Gene Ontology annotation, molecular function: DNA binding. NCBI's taxonomy places the organism in Eukaryota, Metazoa, Chordata, Ascidiacea, Stolidobranchia, Styelidae. Gene Ontology annotation, biological process: nucleosome assembly. The record is from RefSeq and is a predicted model, not a curated record. Gene Ontology annotation, cellular component: nucleosome.
UUAGUGUUUUCGCGUAGUUUAGCGAUUUGGGAAGCUCUAGGAAUUAGGUUUUUGGGUAGGAAAAUGAAAAAUUCGAAGUCUAUCCCCCGGAAAGUCGGACAAAAGAAGUCAAAGUUCGUGAGCACGUUUCUACGACAGCCAUGUAAAACGAGAUCAGGGCGAAGGUAUUCCCGACAUAGAGCCGGGUCGUCGGAAGAAAGCUUGCUGGGGUCUCUUGCCGCGAAAAAUCGAAAGAGGAAGCAAGUGUCGCGAAAACGAGGUCGUAAGAAGAAACGAAAAUAUAGGAAAUGUUACUCUUCGUCAUCGUCUAGCGGUGGAGGAUGUGAGUGCGAAAACUGCGUUCGCAGCGACGCUGAAGACAGCGACACAGUUCGUAGCCGACAUCGCGGAAUAGACUUGCUGUUCAAGAAAGAAAAACAGCCCAAGAAAAAACGUUCAAAUACCGCGGGAAAGAAAAAAGAAGCAAAAAAGAAUCGCAGCAAUGUUACAUGUUCGACUUGCCUGAGCGCGAAUUCACUUACAAAAAUAACAUCGAAAACACAGAAAGGUAAGAGACAGCAAAAGCGGAUGAAACGUAAAACCAAAGGAGCGAAUAAAAAUCUGAGCUUAUUGAGAUAUGUCCUAAGUAAAACGGGUUCCAAAUUGUUCAGUUCUGAUAGCACACUGCAUAAAAGAAUCCGAAAAAUUGAGCCGGAUACGCGUUGCGCUUGCUGUGGUGAGUUUUUCAUGACUUUAUCAGAACUUGAGCACCUUGUGCCGGAAGAUUUAUUCGACAACGGAGACAAAAGAUACAGAAAACAUAUCUCAAUGAAGCGUUUGAAGAGUAUCCUGCGCGCAAUGUCAGCUCGAAGAAAGAGUGUUGCGCCGAGCGGGAGUGCCGGGUGCAUAACGAAAUCAAUUGGGCAGCAAACUUCCAACACACCAAAAAAAAUGCUCCCGGAAACGCGUUCUCACGCGCAAAAAACACGCAGAAUCAUAAGAACCACUGGCAGACCAACACGUGGUAAAAGUGUUAGCUCAAUUUUAUUUCCAAGCACAGGGGCGAAGAGCGUAAAAAAAGUGAACCAAGUCGAGCCAACGGGCCAAGAUUUAAACACAUUGAUAAAAAGAAUCGUCGGGGGCAGAAAUAUGGCGCCGAUACCAAGCGCAAAAGCGUCGGAUAUCGAAUUACAAAUUGCGCUAGAGGCGGAGCUACAGGCCUCCCCUCCCCCUUCAUGCAGUCACCGUUUGCCUACUUUUAUCGUCAUGAUCAAAACAGCUAUCCGAGAUUUGAGACCGUUUAAAAUAACAUCCAUGGAAGCGAUUUCAAAGUACAUUGAGUUACGAUACAGAGUAAAAAACGAAAAUUUAUUGAAUUACAUCUUGGAGUGGAUGGUGGACAUGCGAGUAUUGCGCGCAUGGUCAGGUCAUUAUUACUUCACAAAGUCAAGACUUGUUAAGAAGACAACAGUUGCUGUUCUGGGAAAGGGUGCCGGGAAACAUGGAAAAAAUAAAAAGCUAAAAAAGGUUACUUCGAAACAGAAAAAAAAGAACGCAAAAAAGCUUUGGAAAAAGGGGUUUAAGCAAUGUAACGUGCACAAAAAUGGGGUUCAGUUCGCGCAGAAGGGGCGCGGAAAAAAGGGAAAACAAAUAGACGAGUCGGAGCUUGACGACGAACAAAAUAAUGCGCCAAAGUCGCGCAAAAAUAAACAUAAAAAAGGUAAAAAAAGUGGACGCAAACAGAAGAAAAACAAAGAUAAAAAGACAAAAUGCACUUGCACAAAAGAGCUGACAUCAGCAAAAAAUAGAGUUAAACUAAAAACGAGAUAUGUCCGCAGGAGAGGAAAGAUUUACAGAGAAGAGGAGUUUGUGUAAUUUUUUUUAUGUGGGGGGGGGGGGGAACAAAAAUUUGUUGCAAUUUAUCUUGUAUGUUUUAUUUGUGGAUUUUUCUAUUAUUUC